AUGAAGGCAUCCCUGUUCGCCUCCGUGGUGGCCUUCGCCGCCACCGCAGUGGCUACCAUGACGGCCGCAGAUCUCAAGAUCGCAGACACGCCGAGACUCGGUGGGCUCCGGCCGCGAGCCCACUCCGGAGACCAAAUCCACAACGGUACCUUUGACCAGCUGCUCGACCACACGCAGCCGUGGAGGGGCACCUUCAAGCAGCGGUACUGGUGGAACGCCGAGCACUGGGGCGGGCCGGGCUACCCUGUCUUCCUGAUAAACGGCGGCGAGUCCGACGCCGCAGGCUUCACGGGCUACCUGGAGAACGGGACGGUGACGGGGCUCUACGCCGAGACGUACAAGGGCGCGGUCAUCCUCAUCGAACACCGAUAUUAUGGGGAAUCGUGGCCGUACAAGACCUCAACGGCAGACACGCUGCAGUUGCUGGAAGUGCCGCAGGCCAUCUACGACAACAUCUACUUCGCCGAGACGGCGACGUUGCCGUUUGACCGGGGGACGACGGACAAGGGCGCCAACGCGGACAAGUCGCCGUGGGUGCUGAUCGGGGGCAGCUACGCGGGCGCGCUCGCGGCGUGGACGUCAGUCAUCGCACCGGGCACCUUUGCGGCGUACCACGCCAGCUCGGCCGUGGUGCAGGCCAUCGAGGACUUUUGGCAGUUCUUCACGCCCAUCGAGCAGGCGCUGCCGCGCAACUGCUCGGCCGACAUCAAGCUCGUCAUCAAGGAGGUCGACGCCGUGCUGGACCGGGGCUCGGACGCGGAGAUCUUGGCCAUGAAGGAGGAGUUCGGGCUCGAGACGCUCGAGGACCACGGCGACUUUGCGUACUACCUGCAGAAGCCCGUCAUCGCGUGGACCGACAGCGAGAAGGCCGUGCUAGACUUUUGCGACUGGAUUGAGACGAGCACGACCAACGGGCAGGUCGCCGCGGGCUGCGAGCAAUCUGGGGUCGGGCUCGAGGCGGCGUGGGCCGGGUACACGUCGUGGAUGCACCGGCGGUACAACGAGACGUGCGAGGCGGAGGAGGCAUGCGACCUGUACGGCGACGCGGUCGGGUACAACAGGCCGACGGACCUGGAAUGGGGCCGCAGCUGGGUGUGGCAGCUUUGCAACGAGCCGCUGGGGUGGUGGCACACGGGGCCGCCCAAAUCGGACGGCACGGGCAUCGUGUCGUCGCACGUGCGGCUGGAGCACCGGCAGCGGCAGUGCGACCUCCGGUUCCCGCAGUCGUUCGGCCACCGGCCGGCCGUGUCGGAGGGGUUCACGGUGGCCAUGUUCAACGAGUGGACGGGCGGGUGGAACGCGACGUUCGACAAGGUGCUCUUCUGCGACGGCGAGUUCGACCCGUGGCGCUCGGCGACGAUGAGCUCCGACUACCGACCGGGAGGGCCGUCGCUGAGCACGGAGGCGGCGCCGCGGCUCGUGGUCAAGGGGGGCAACCACGUGCCGGACUUUCAGCUGAGUGAGAAGAACGCCGAGGUGGUGUCCCAGGAGGUGGCCAUCAUAGGCCGGUGGAUCGAGGCGUGGAAGCCCAAUAAGGGGGCGGCGUACUGAGGGUUGCCUAUAUGUGUUUGCUUUUUGCAUUGGACGGCGUUUUGGAGGGGGGAGUUGGCUUUUGGGUGCCACGGAUUCAUGGUGAUUUUCUGAGGGGUCGGACGACAGUAGUAGAUGAUACGAUGUAUAGACGGCAUUAACAUACAUACAUACCACACUGCGCAGGCCUAUUCUGGAGAUUGCUUUGAUUGCUUCUUUGAGAGCACGAUGAACACGGCCUGGUUCUGCUCGGAGUUGGGAGGCGGCCGGCCACGUAUCUGAGGUCAUGACCGUCCAUAUCUACCCGUGCCUGGACACAAUUAGACCUGGGACAGCUAGCUUUCUUAUCUGUCCUCCAGCUCUGACUGUGACAAAGGGAAACAAACGCUCGAAUCGGCGUCCUCCACCACACACACGCACCCUUGCGCCAUGAUCUUCACCAGGACAGCGACUGAUAAGCUUAUCAAGUCGAGAAGAUCAACCCCAGCUUCGGGAGCGAGGGAGGGCCCCUGGGGUCACGUCACGUCACGUCACGUCACGUCACGUCACGGGAGCCCGGGCAUCUGUGGCCUCUUAUGCAAGGAACAAGUGAUCGAAUCAGCCCGGGCUUGUCCAAAACUGGGAGAUUGAGCAGAUUGCCGAGCAUCGUCAAUCUGGCCGUCGACCGAAGUCUGAAGACGGGGCUGGAACCUUGCUGCUGCUGCUGCUGCUGUUGCUCUUAGCUGAUCCUGACCGAGGCUCACCGAGACUCACUUUGAUACACCAAACGCAUGACCUAGCUACGCCACCUGCUUACCAACAAAGCCUCACUCCUCCCCUUUCCUGCCGGCCGACCAGGAUUCUUCGGGUAGUGUGAAUGCUCUGUACAGAUAUAAUACAGAGGGAGAAUGCACCGAAUCCUCCAUGAGCUGUUUCAAGAAUAAGAAAAAGACGGGGGGGGGGAAUUGGAAUGGAAGAGACAAGAAGUGUGAAAGAGCGCGAGGAAUUCCCCGGGCCCGUCGACUUGGAAGCAACGCUGCAAUGUACUUUGUACCUUGCACCACCAUGCGUUAUGUGUGUUUCUCCCCCUACGGAAUACAAGUUAACGCAUGUCCAUCCAUGGCAAACGCAUAAAUCACGCUUUUUCGGCCGCAGCAUGGCAUUGUCGCAAAACCCAGGAAUCCGGGCUCAACACGCGCCCAUCGUGGGCAACUCAAUUGGAUCGGGCCUUACCCCGCCCCUCCCCUCCCCUUUCGAUU
Molecule: messenger RNA, 2768 nt
Organism: Colletotrichum destructivum
Lineage: Eukaryota; Fungi; Ascomycota; Sordariomycetes; Glomerellales; Glomerellaceae
Product: Putative peptidase S28, alpha/Beta hydrolase
Exons: 2
Coding region: 1-1551 (516 amino acids)
Biological process (GO): proteolysis
Molecular function (GO): serine-type exopeptidase activity; dipeptidyl-peptidase activity
Source: RefSeq, a predicted model, not a curated record